GAAUUAUCUGAACGUGUAAAAGGAAGUAUAAUUACACGUAGUGUAACAAUAUAUAUAUAUACAUACACACACACAUAUAUAUAUAUUAGCAGGAUCGAUCGACGACGACGGCGACGAUCGAGAAGGAAAACGGAAUCGACGACGGAAUCGCGGUGGAUCGCGAUUGGAAGCGCGAGGCCCCAACCGGCGGGGAGCAGUAAAUGGGAUGGAUAUAUACGCGAGCGUGCGUUCCCGAGCACGGUAUUCGGCAGUCGGCGCGCGACGUUCGAACGGAGCGGGUCGCGUGUUUCCGUCCCGUUCCGUUUCAAGUUGUCGCGGUCCCCCUUCAUCGGUCCUCGAUUCGAUCUCCCGACGGAGAUCGGGAACGGCGCGACGCGGGGAAAGGAAAAGAUCGAUCGAUACAAGAAUCGUGGUAAAUGUUGGAUCGGCUCGUGUUUUAAGAUGACCGCCUCGGCAUUGCCCCAUUUAACCCAUCCCAUCCGUCUCGAUUCUGUCUUCUCGCUGUCCACGUCGAGGUCCUCCUCGCCUCCGCGGUUCUGGCCCCGGUCCUGGUCCCGGUCCUCCUUGCCGUUGCCCGCGCGCAGAAAGAAGAAACCGAGCCGGUGGACGAUCCAUCGUUGCGAUCUAUAUCGUUUGAGAUUGCGUCACGCGAUAAAAAGCCAAGCCGAGCUCGAAAACGCGAGGUCCCGGAUUCUCGAAACGUCAAAAUAAGAAAUCACGAUUUCGAGUUGUUCGUGACGUAAUAUAUACGAAUGUGACGUAAAGAAAAGAAGAAAAGAAAAGAGAAGAAAGAAGCGAGAGGGGCAUGUCGAUUCCAAGUGUCGGAAGAGAUCGAUCGGGAAAUCAGAGAAACUCGGGGGACGAGACGAGGGGAGGGGAGAAAAGUGAGAUAUAAAUUGGAUCGAAGAGAUAGGGGUGAAAGGUGGAUCGCGAGGUUAAACUCGUGGAUUGAGGAGCCGGCUAUGAAAGGGAAGCUGGCAACUCGUGGUCGGCUCGUGACCCGUGACAACGAGGGGCAAGAAGAAGGGGAGAAGAGGAGGAAGAAGGCGAAGGCAUCGGUGCGGCCGCUCGAGCGUGAUUCCGGCCGCGCUCGCGUCGCGCCGCUUCCUAUUCGCGGGACGACCAUCCCACGGAUUGGACGGACGGAAGCAGCGGUCUCGAUCGAGCAGCAGAUUCGGGGGGUCGAGGAUCGGCCGAGGAUAGCCUCGAUCGAGACGGCGCCGGUCGAUAAUCGCCGCCACCACCGUCGCCAUCGCUACCACCACCGUCGUCAUCGCCACCACCAUCGUCACCACCACCAUCGCAACAACCACCAUCAUCAUCGUCAUCGCCACCGCCAUCGAAUAUUCGAGAGAGAUUAUCGGCGGAGGAUCGUUGAGCAAGGAUUGAAAUGGAGGAACGAGGAGGAGGAGAAGAAUUGGAGAGGAGAUCGAUGCCGGAUCAAGAUCGAUGGAUCGUCGAUCUCUCGGCUGUUCGGGAUAGCGACGUUGGUGGCGGUGGCGGUGGCGCUUUUCGUGCCGAUCGCGUCGCCAGUGCCGCUCUCUGGAACCGGUCCUCGCCACGAGGACGACCUCCACCGCUUCACCGGUCUCGAGGACGUCUACGAGGAUGUUUUCCGAGAAGAGGAUCGGGCAACGACGUCGAGGAGCAGCGACGUUCUCGACGAGACCGAGCUCGAUAUUAUCAGAAGGAGCAUAGCGCGUGGUCUUGGCCUCGAGAGGAUACCCGACCCUUCCAAGGCAAACGUCAGUCAAGCCGAAUACGAGAGAGCGCACAGAGAGUACCUGAUGAGAGUACAGCCCUCGUUUUCCAACGACGAAGCGACGACAUACGGGAGCGAAAAGAAGCUGCACGUAUUUCCCGCUACAGCGUAUCCUGGAAACGUAUCGACCGAGGCGAGCGAAAGGGAAAAACCUUACCGUCACUGUUUGUUCUUCCCCGUGGAGAAGGAUCUGGAUCGCGCGACUGUCGAUCACGCAACGCUUCGACUGUUGCUUCACGGGCCUACGACCGAUCAAUAUUUUUCUCAACCUUUCGAAUUGGACGUGUUGCUUUAUCUCGGAGUAUCGUCGUUCCCUCGUCGGUCGAUAAGAUUGAUCGACCGUACAAGAAUACGAUCGGAGGAUUGGCGAAACUCGAAAUGGCUCGAACUCGACGCUACUCUCGCCGUUUCCUCGUGGAUCGAGGCUCCUGUUUCCAAUCUUGGACUCGAAUUGGAAUUUUUAUUGGACGGAAAAACAGUGACGCGCACCUUUUCCUCCCCGGUUCUUAACGUGUUCACCGCGACUCCUUUCGCGUCGACCACCGCUCUCAGACGCAAACGUUCAUCGCCCGAACAAGUGAUGUCCCUUCACAGAGGUCGUAGAACCAAGUGCAAAGGUGAAGGUAAAAAGUGUUGCAGACACGAACUCACCGUCAUGUUUAAAGACUUGAAAGGUUUCGAGUUUAUCGUUUAUCCGAAAACUUUCGAUGCCGGUUAUUGUAAAGGACGAUGCCCGCCUAGAUACAAUCCGGCUCAUCAUCAUGCCCUUCUACAAAGUUUAUUGUGGAAAGAAGAUAGAAAAAAAGUGCCUAAACCAUGCUGCGCGCCAAGUAAACUUGAUCAAUUGAUGAUCGUUUACUUCGACGAGAAUAAUUCCACUCGGUUGAAAGUUUCCGAUUGGAAAAACAUUCAAGUACUCGAAUGCGCUUGUUCCUAAAUAUUUCCCUUCUUCCUUUCGUUCUUAUUUUUCAGAGGAAGGGAUCAAACAGAUCGACCGAUGGUAAUUUUUAGCCGUGAACCAACAACGAAUUUACCAACAAACCGGUGGAUAGGAACGAUCGAUCGAACUUAAAAAAAACCUGUACGAAAGGACCAGAGUUUUCAUAGUCGUAGACGACUCACCAAAGAAUCGUCCGAACAUUGUUCGUUCUUUCCGACAAAUCCAACGUAUUUCUUAUUAACGCAUUGCACCAUUCUUUUUUUUCCCGUUCAGUCCCUUACUUCAUGUGCUUCAUAUAUGCGUAUGUAUAUGUGUAUGUAUCUAUUCCGUCGCGACGUUUACGAACGUAAUCGAUCGAUAAAACAGUCUUUUAUGGAAAACGAGAACGCGAAAAAAAAACUUGAUCGUAUUACUGUUCAACUGUCGAUUCGAUUCGACCGAGAUAUCGUCGAAAGCCCCGGUCGUUUGGUCCAGGCUUUUGCAUUGACUGUGAUAUUGAAAAAAAUGUCUAACCCUUAAUGGUCGAAAGGCUGUGCUUAAAUCGCACAUGUGUUAUAAAAAAAUGUAUCGACUGUUAAGGGCUAAUAUCUCUGCUUAUAGUAAUAGUAUUUCUUACUUAUAUCUUUACCUACCUAUCUUUUCUUUUCUAUCUUAUUUUCUUCAGCUAUUUUGUGUAUAUGUGCUGUCCUUCUUUUUUUCUUUUUUCCCUAUAUAUUUUUUUCUUUUUUAAUGAAUAUCAUAUGCGUAUACAAUGACCAUUACAAUGACAACAGGGAAUUCCUAAUGGGAAAGAGUGCAACGGCGUUUCUGAUCGUAUGGUUAGUAUCGUUUAAACGAAAUAGUUUUAUUCUAUGUAUUAUUUAUUUGAUCAAAUAUUCAACGAUUAUAGUUCGUACAUAGUUAUCAAAAUAUUAUCGAACGAACUUUCGAGAGAUCAUAUAUAUAUAUAUAUUUUUUUUAAAUGAAUCUAAUCGAAUAAACUUAAAACUUACACACACAUAUAUAUAUAUAUAUAUAUAUAUAUAUAUAUAUAAUUUUUGAAAAGAUCGAAGGUUCGAUCGAAAUUUCGUAAACGACUGACGAUCAUCUUUGCAUCUUGUCGAGAAACUUAUUUACGGACUUACGAACGUAAUAGAUAUUCGUCGACUAUUUACCAAUAGAUUCUAAUAAAUCUUGCUUCAAUUUCGAUGUAAAUGUAUACAUGUCAAAUACAAUUCUACUGGUCUUGUUAGUAUUAAAUAAUAUAAAUUAGUAUAAAAGUUAGCCCUAUUAUUAUAUUGUAUCGUGAAUAUGCGAAUGUACGUUGUUCGCCGAGUCAAUUUCGAUCGCGCACCAUAAUGGAUAUUGUGACCUCGCGUUAUAUAUUCUUUAAUUGACUACUAUCGAUGAUGUAAAAUAAAAUUUUAUUCCUUAUUUAUACAAUAAUUUAUGACUAUUAUUCGAUUCGAUGAAAUAAUACUCUUUAUUCGAUUCCCAA
Messenger RNA from Apis mellifera (honey bee), 4179 nucleotides. It is a transcript of the gene mav, whose product is annotated as bone morphogenetic protein 2-B. Gene Ontology annotation, cellular component: extracellular region. The coding region runs from base 963 to 2699 and encodes 578 amino acids. Gene Ontology annotation, biological process: SMAD protein signal transduction; BMP signaling pathway. The transcript is spliced from 3 exons. The record is from RefSeq and is a predicted model, not a curated record. Lineage: Eukaryota; Metazoa; Arthropoda; Insecta; Hymenoptera; Apidae. Gene Ontology annotation, molecular function: growth factor activity; cytokine activity.